Messenger RNA from Metopolophium dirhodum (rose-grain aphid), 729 nucleotides. Its product is annotated as putative nuclease HARBI1. The transcript is spliced from 2 exons. Lineage: Eukaryota; Metazoa; Arthropoda; Insecta; Hemiptera; Aphididae. The coding region runs from base 1 to 729 and encodes 242 amino acids. The record is from RefSeq and is a predicted model, not a curated record.
AUGCAAGUCGAACUUGUUGAUAACAUAAUUAAAAAUUUUACUCGUAUGACAUUGGAGGAUUUCAAAUAUCUUGCUUCACUGGUCUGUCCAAAAAUCACAAGAAUGGAUACUAACAUGAGAGAAGCAAUAACUGCAAGAGAAAGUUUGGCUCUCACAAUGAGAUUCCUUGCCACAGGUGAUUCAUUUACAAGUCUGCAAUAUCUAUUCAGGAUUUCAAAGAGUACAAUAUCUGGAAUAAUUCCAGAAGUAUGUGAUGCAAUAAAUGAGUCACUUCAAGAAUAUAUUAAGAUACCAACUUCCACAGAACAAUGGCUGCAAAAGGCAAACGAGUUCAAAACAAAAUGGUCAUUCCCUCAUGCUAUUGCUGCUAUGGAUGGCAAACAUGUAGUAAUACAAGCUCCCAACCUAAGUGUUUCCGAAUUCUAUAACUAUAAGAACAGUUUCAGUAUUGUUCUUUUUUCCCUUGUCGAUGCAAACUACAAUUUCAUGUACGUUGAUGUAGGCUGCCAAGGCAGGAUCUCGGAUGGUGGGGUUUUCAAAAAUACAACGCUAUACAAAAAACUGGAGAACCGCGUUUUAAAUAUUCCCAACCCAUGUGUUUUACAAAUUCCAUAUGCUGUUAAAGUACCAUAUAUGAUAUUGGGUGAUAAAGCAUUUGCGUUGAAUGAUUACACAUUGAAACCAUUCAUGGGAAAUCCAGAUAAUGGUUCACCUGAAACGUAUAUUUAA